Molecule: messenger RNA, 903 nt
Organism: Rotaria sordida
Lineage: Eukaryota; Metazoa; Rotifera; Eurotatoria; Philodinida; Philodinidae
Source: the annotation of a GenBank genome assembly
AUGCCUGACAACGCACAAGAUCCAGCAAUGAUGAUAUGUUAUCGCGAAUGUUUAUCUAAUUUAGAAAAAUUCAACGGUAUUGGAGAACAAAAAGCUGUACAAUUUAUCAAUAACAUCGAACGAAUUGGGAAAAUGAUUGAUGCAAAUAAUAAUAUUUUAUAUUGUAUGUGCACGGCCAAAUUAGAUGGUGAAGCCAAGCGCUGGUAUGAAAACAAUAUGGCAUUAACCCAAUGUGAAAAUCUGAAAUCAGCAUUUUUGGAAAGAUUCACAACAGCCGAUGCAUCAUCAAGAAUAUUUGAACAAUUAAAAGAACGUAAACAAAAACCAGAUGAAAUAGUUACAUCGUAUUAUGAUGCGAUUAUUAAAUUAGGUCAUGAAUAUGAUACAAAUAUGUCUGAAAAAAUGAUGAUAUCAUGGCUUGAGAAUGGAAUUAAAGAUUCAUUAAAAAUUCAAAUUAAACGUCAAAUGAAAUCGUUACCAGAAUCAGCACGAACCACACAAACAUUUUUAAAAAUUGCAAAAGAUGAACAGGAAUUACAGAAAGAAAAUAUUCAUGAACCUGAACCAACAUCAGCAUACAUGCCAUAUUUUACAAAUACAGUAUCAACAACAUUACGACAAGAGGAAAAUAUACAUACAAACGCUGUGGGACAACCGUAUUCUCCACAAACAACUGCACCACAUGAAUCCAAAAUUAUACAUCAACAACGAACAAAAUUCAAUGAAACACAUCGAUCGCAACCACGAACUCGUCAAUCACCAUCACAACAACAUUUAUCUACAUCGAGACCACAAUCAUCAACAUUUCAUCGCAAUACACAACAAAUUAAAUCAAAAAAUGUUACAGCAACUGGUUCAUUAAAUAUUAAAACGCGUCAAACAAAUACUUGCUCCAUUUGCUAA